Molecule: messenger RNA, 3597 nt
Organism: Echinops telfairi (small Madagascar hedgehog)
Lineage: Eukaryota; Metazoa; Chordata; Mammalia; Afrosoricida; Tenrecidae
Gene: LGALSL
Product: galectin like
Exons: 5
Coding region: 46-564 (172 amino acids)
Molecular function (GO): carbohydrate binding
Source: RefSeq, a predicted model, not a curated record
GCCGCCCGGCCGCCAGCCGUGCACCCUGCCGCGCUUGGCAAGAAGAUGGCGGGAUCGGUGGCCGACAGUGAUGCCGUAGUGAAACUAGAUGAUGGGCAUUUAAACAACUCCCUGAGCUCGCCGGUCCAAGCAGAGGUGUACUUCCCACGGCUGAUCGUUCCAUUUUGCGGGCACAUUAAAGGCGGCAUGAGACCAGGCAAGAAAGUACUCGUGAUGGGUAUCGUAGACCUCAACCCUGAGAGCUUCGCAAUCAGCUUGACCUGUGGUGACUCAGAAGAUCCUCCAGCCGAUGUGGCCCUUGAACUCAAAGCUGUAUUCACAGACCGGCAGCUACUCCGAAACUCUUGUAUAUCCGGGGAGAAGGGUGAGGAGCAGUCUGCCAUCCCUUACUUUCCGUUCAUCCCAGACCAACCGUUCAGGGUGGAAAUUCUCUGUGAGCACCCCCGGUUCAGAGUGUUUGUGGACGGACACCAGCUUUUUGAUUUUUACCACCGCAUUCAGACAUUAUCCGCGAUCGACACCAUCAAGAUCAACGGGGACCUCCACAUCACGAAGUUGGGUUGAUGUCCUGUCAGCCCCCUCUGGUUCAGAGAGGGUCAGGUGCCACAACACUCUGACUGUGGGGCUGGAAGAAUCGUCCUAGCGAGGUCUGGGGACGUAACAAAAGACACCACAACCCAAACAGCAAACUUCACUGAGUCUCCUCUUUCUGUACAGUCAACCCAACCUGGCAGCGGCCCCCGGGGGGUCUGCCUGGAGGAAGACAGCUGUUGGUUGGCACAGAGACACCGAGCCAUCCUCUCCAGAACAAACAAACGAACAGGGAGGGGGGUUAAAAAACAACCCACAGAUUUAUGCCGGAUUUUAUUCAGACAGACUUCACCCACAUGGAAUUGUGAUUUGUCAACCAUCUGGUCAUCUCGUCAAAGUCAGAUAAUGUUUUAGAAACAAAAGUGCUAAAGACUUUUAAAGCAAAAAAAAAAAAAAAACACAAAAAAACGGUACACCGAAACCAACUAUCCUUUCUGCACUGAAGUGGAAUCGUCUAGCACAACCAACAUUUUAGUCAGGGUAUUUACAUAGAAUGUAGGUUGUUCGAGGUUGGUUUGUUGGUGUUUGUUUUUCUGUUUCUGUUUUUGCACAGCAUAAUGUUAAUUCCGAUUUCUGAGGCCUCCUCGUAAUUAUUUAUUUAGAUUUCAUGUACGUACUGGAGGACGGGCAGUGGCUCCAGACAUUUAGAGCAGCAAGCUGCCAACUUUGAAUGUGCAAAUAGUUUAGAUCCCUGGGGGAAAUGACACAACACAAUCAUGAAACUGGCGCAUUUCCACCUUAAAAAAUGGAGUCAGAUCCUCCAUACCUCGAAACUUAGGAUUUCUUGAUAUAAAUUGCUAUUAAGUGCUUUUGGGUAAACUUUGCGACAUUUAGAUAAACUUGGCUUUUCCGGGAAGUUCUAUUUACAUCGCUUUUUCUCCGUACAGUGAAUUAGCACAGCACCGGCUUCCCUAGAUUUGCAGAAUAGCUCAUUAAGUUGUUACUAAAUUAGGUGAACACACAGAAGAGGUGGUUGCAUAGACAAUUUUUUUUGAAUGACUAGCCUAUAAGCUUAAAAGUAUAAUCCGAAAAUGAUUCUGGUAUGUAGUGUAAAGCAGACGCAAAUGGCCCAGGUAACCUCCUUGGAAAUUCUUUAUGUCAAGUUAAGCUGUUAGUUCAUUGUGUACCUUCUCCUACACAGCCCUCACCAACCUCCCUCAGCAAUGCCUCUGAUGCUUCAGCCUAAAGGAUGCAUCUUGCUGUGUUAAUGCGACUGACAUGUUAGGAUAAAACCAGGUCCAGAUCAGGAAAUGAUCCAGUUAGUCUCUCUGGAAGGUUAACAUCUCAGACUACUAUCUUUGAGUGCAGCCCACAGAGUGGAUGCUUCGCAUAUAGCCGCAGGAGUGUCCUUCUGCUGGAACAUCUCUGUCCGGGGGAAACCCCGCAAAACUGUUCAGUAGACUGGCAAGCCACGAGGCGCGGGGAAUCCUGGGGCUGGACUCCACCAAUGGCACAGUUCAUGGAGAGAAGGACGCUGGGCAUUGCUUUGGUCAGGUGGUUGGGGAGGAGAGGGGAGCCGGGGCGGGGGUGUAUUUAGAUAUACUUUAGGUUUUGUUUGUGCAGUAGACUGCGGCUUGCUGUGUGCCAUGUGCUUGUCCCGCCUUGCUUUUUGAGUUUGUUUGUUUUUUACACAACAUGCAGAGGCACGGGAGUGGCUACGUCCUUUUCACGUGUCAAGAAUGUAGACAGUGUUUCAGUACCAAAGUCUUAGAGAAACAAAGCAAGCUCAAAUUGUGGAUUGCUUUCAUGGGUGAUAAUGUGGGGUGCUUCUCUGCCUGGACACUGUUGGGCGCACGCAGUUCCGUGGUGCUGUAACAGAAGCUACAUUACCCAGCAAGCAUCCCCAUCCCGGGGCAGUGAAAAACUAGGUACUUAAUCAGCCUUAUUUUGGCCAAGAGAGCUAUUCCGUGGCUCCAUGCAUUUUCCAACACGUAAUUCAACUUCUCAUGGGAUUGAAAGGGCGCUAGAUUUCAGUGUUUGGAGAGAGACCUAAAGGGUACCCUGAUACUCUAUUUGUCGGGGUUUUGAUUCUACUUCCGGUGGACAAUUCCCAUGGGUGGUCCUCCUGUGAGUGGCCCAGCCUCCCAGCCUGCUACAUAAUUCAGCGGAAACGAGAGGCACUGGGAGUGUAACUGAUUGGAAUGGACACCCAGCUCUCCUACAGAUCAACUAACUCAUUAGCAGGCAAGCCCUCAGGCGGCUUAGCUUAAAGACAGUGUUAACCCCUUCGUUUUUCUCAGCGGUCACUGGGAACCUCUUGGAUCAGCCAGUUGGUGUGUGGGUUGGAUUCAGGUAUAGUUAAAUUAGUAGGGAUCUCCCCCAGCUGCGAUAAUUGUUCACUGUCAACUGUAAACAAUUGUCACAUCCUGCCAUCGGCACAUGAGACCUAAGGUGGGAAUCUCAGGAUGGAAAGUGCAAUUUAAGGCUUCACAAGGAAAACAUUUGGUUCUCUAAGGAGUUAUUUCUGACUGGAGCCCUAGUUUCGCAAUAUGACCAAAACCAAGGUACAUGACCAACAAUCAUACGCUGGGCAGGGGGUGGGGAAGAAAAGGCAGGCUUUAGACAAUCUGUCCGUUUUUACAGCAAAAUCGGAAUGAAUGUGUAUAUCCAUUUUCAAGUUACUAUAAAGUGAUCCCUAGGAUGGUCUUAAAAUUCUUAAUUUUUAAAAAAUGUUGAAGCCCUAUUUCCAAUCUUGCCGACUUCCGUUCAAACUCCUUUAAGAGAUCACUCUGAGAAUUGGUGGAGAUUUGUUAAAAUGACGAAUCGUGUCAUUUUUAUUUUUCAUGAGAAUGUCCAAAAAAAACAGGAGGAAAGAGCCCUGUUGCCUUGAGAGAAACAGCCUUGACAUUUUUCGGCAUUCAUGUAGAAAUGAUGUUCCUAUGACAUAUUUUCAAAGAAACACUUUCUUAUUUACUGCGUGGUGUAAAAUGUUGCUAAAUGUGUUCUUACAUUACUAUAUCACUGCUGAAAGUUAUUUGCACUAUAAUAAAGGCAUUUUCUACAAAA